Molecule: messenger RNA, 416 nt
Organism: Cuscuta europaea
Lineage: Eukaryota; Viridiplantae; Streptophyta; Magnoliopsida; Solanales; Convolvulaceae
Source: the annotation of a GenBank genome assembly
ACGAGGUGAUCUCCCAAGCCAUUCCCGACGAAGACCGGACGUACCUCAAUGGGUUGGGUGACAUCUGGAUUUAUGACGGUGGGAUGGACAAUCUUGUCCAAGCGGCCUUCAUGCUGAUGGAGAGCCACAAAAGGCGGCAGCAGGAGAUAGCUCGGCUGAAGGAAGUUGAGCAAAAGGCUGCCUCGGCCGAUGAGGCCUUGAGUUGCCUGGAUCGGCUACGAGGCGAUGUAGAGGCCUUGAAGAAGAGGGUUGAUCAUGCCGACGCAGCCACUCUCCAGUUGACCGCCGACAGGGACGAUGCCCUCAAGAAACUCGCCGAAGAGAAAGAGGCGCAUGAGGUUACUCGUUGUCGUGCUGAUGAGGUCGAGAAGGCCAAAGCCGAGGCCGAGCAAGCUGUUGAGGCUGCCAUCGAGAAG